GGGGGCGGGGCGGGAGCCUCGCUUUAAGCUCCGUGCCGCGUCACACUCUCCGCUCCCGUUCAGUCCGAGCAGCGCGCGUCCUGGGCGGUUCUCAGAGGUGCUGCCAGGACUUACUGGACCCCGAAGACCAUCCCUGGCCUUGGGCUGACCGUCCGUCUCCCCUUCCGAACCGUGGGAAGGAAGGGUAUCCGGCUUCCCACAGGCUGUAGCUCUCACGUUCUUGACUUCUCGGCAAACGCUCAGUAGCAAUUCAACGAGUGCGGACUCGUCUCGCACCGACUCCGUCUCGGCGCCGUCUCUCUCCUCCAGACAGAUCCGUGACGUCCCCGCUCGAAGGACGCCAUGCUCUCCAAACUGGCCCGUUUCCAGACCGUCGCUGGGCUCUGCCGGGGGGUCCACUCGUCAGCGGCUUCUGUUGCCUCGGUUGCGACUAAGAAAACGGCCCAGGGCCCCCCGCCGUCCUCCGAUUAUGUGUUCGAGCGGGAAGCCAAGUAUGGGGCGCACAACUACCACCCCCUACCCGUGGCCCUGGAGAGAGGGAAAGGUAUUUAUGUGUGGGACGUGGAAGGCAGGAAGUAUUUCGACUUCCUGAGCGCUUACAGCGCUGUCAACCAGGGGCACUGCCACCCGAAGAUCGUGGACGCGCUGAAGGACCAGGCCGACAAGCUGACCCUGACGUCCAGGGCUUUCUACAACACCGUCCUCGGGGAGUACGAGGAGCACGUGACGAAGCUGUUCAACUACCACAAAGUUCUCCCGAUGAACACGGGCGUGGAGGCCGGGGAGACGGCGUGCAAGCUGGCCCGGCGGUGGGGGUACAGCGUCAAGGGCAUCCCGAAGUACAAGGCGAAGAUCAUUUUCGCAGCCGGAAACUUCUGGGGUAGAACCAUGUCCGCGAUCUCCAGUUCCACAGACCCGACCAGUUACGACGGGUUCGGGCCGUUCAUGCCAGGCUUCGAGAUUAUUCCGUACAACGACCUGCCAGCCCUUGAGCGCGCACUUCAGGAUCCAAACGUCGCCGGGUUCAUGGUGGAGCCGAUUCAGGGCGAAGCGGGUGUCAUCGUUCCGGACCCAGGCUACCUGAUGGGCGUGCGGGAGCUCUGCACGCAGCACCAGGUUCUGUUCAUCGCCGAUGAGAUACAGACGGGGCUGGCCAGAACCGGCCGCUGGCUGGCCGUGGACCACGAGAACGUCAGACCUGACCUGGUCCUGCUGGGCAAGGCUCUUUCUGGAGGCUUGUACCCUGUGUCUGCGGUCCUGUGCGACGAUGACAUCAUGCUGACCAUCAAGCCCGGGGAGCAUGGCUCAACGUACGGGGGCAACCCUCUGGGCUGCCGCGUGGCCAUCGCCGCCCUGGAGGUUCUGGAGGAAGAGAACCUGGCCGAGAAUGCCGAGAGGAUGGGCGCCCUCCUGAGGAACGAGCUCAUGAAGCUGCCCUCCGACAUUGUCACCGCCGUGCGCGGCAAGGGCCUGCUGAACGCCAUCGUCAUCCGCGCCACCAAAGACUACGACGCGUGGAAGGUGUGCCUGCGGCUCCGAGACAACGGGCUCCUGGCCAAGCCGACGCACGGCGACAUCAUCCGGCUGGCCCCGCCGCUGGUGAUCAAGGAGGACGAGAUCCAGGAGUCCGUGGAGAUCAUCAACAAGACCAUCCUGUCUUUCUGAGGGUGGCGGCGGCGGCGGCUUCCCGCGGGGCCCGGGGCCGGCCGGGCACCAGGUGCUCGGGGACAUCCCGCCCGGGAUCCUCUGUGUUCCUGCUCUCGGAGCAGGCACAUUCCACUCCCCUGUGUCCUCAAGGACUCGUGUUUUUUUUUAACGUGUGCAUUUUUCAGUUCACGUGUGCCGGCAUGGCCGGCGUGGCCGUGCAGUGUGCCGUGUCAGAGAGCGGCGUCCGCGUUGGACACCGCAGCGUGUUCGUGAGCUUCCUGAGGGGGGCGCACCUGCCUGUCCGUGCACGGGCAGCCUCCUGAUCAAGCCCCGUGCGACCUAUUUACGUUUUUAUAGUUUCCCAGCUGGUGUAAAUGUAUUAUGUUUAAAAAGUUAUAUACGAGACUGGUUUUACUGGUUUAACCUUAUGAAGCUGAAUCAUAGUCAUUGAAUUUUAGGAAGGAUGAAAUGGUUAAGCUUAUUAUGUAAACUAGUAGAUUGAAAUAAAGUUCGUAUUAGCCCACACC
Molecule: messenger RNA, 2174 nt
Organism: Phyllostomus discolor (pale spear-nosed bat)
Lineage: Eukaryota; Metazoa; Chordata; Mammalia; Chiroptera; Phyllostomidae
Gene: OAT
Product: ornithine aminotransferase
Exons: 11
Coding region: 343-1665 (440 amino acids)
Cellular component (GO): cytoplasm
Molecular function (GO): pyridoxal phosphate binding; identical protein binding; L-ornithine transaminase activity
Source: RefSeq, a predicted model, not a curated record